This is a messenger RNA of Daldinia loculata, 1221 nucleotides long. RefSeq lists its product as uncharacterized. The coding region runs from base 1 to 1170 and encodes 389 amino acids. The transcript has a single exon. The record is from RefSeq and is a predicted model, not a curated record. Lineage: Eukaryota; Fungi; Ascomycota; Sordariomycetes; Xylariales; Hypoxylaceae.
AUGAGCGUCAUGAAGGAUAUCGACGAGUCACGGUUGUACUGUGAGAAGCACAUGCUCAUGACUUGUAAGGUAUGUUUGCAUAGUGUCAACGUAGCCAACGACGGUACAAUCCCAAAGAAUGCAUCUGGCCUACCCCGUCUUCAUGGGGUUUACGUGGUUAGACCACGAUUUCAACUUGCCCACACACAUGAUAUUGAUAGAUUGGGAUAUGUAGAUGGCUUAUACCCAGACAAAGAGAGAAAGCUGCCUCGUAUUGAUCUGCUAAAGGCCAUCAAUAAUGGUCAUCCGUAUUACGACUGCAAUGCAUGUGGUCUUACUUUCCUCGCAGGUGGUGGGCCUGGGUCUUUUGCUGCACAUCCCUCUCAUGUUUGCUCGGAUGGACAACGAUAUUUGAUAGCUAGACUAUCUGUAUCAAAGUUUACCUGCGACUCAGGGAAGACUGUAUGCCAUGGAUCCUUCUUUUUCGGACACAAAUCCCCCUCGAACGUCCAUUACCAGUGUAUAGGAAAGAUUGAUACUAGAAGUGCAGAAUGGAACCUUGACAAUUCUGAGCUGGGGACUCUAAUCGAAUUGCUACUACACGUGGAAAAGGAUAUUUUCCCCCACAGGCGAGAUCUUGUUGACGAACAUGUCUACACGAAUAGCGCCUACUUCGCUGGGCAAGCUCGACGAUUCCAAUUGAUAGUGAUCACUACUCUUAGUGAAACUCUUCUCAAUUUCUUGGACAAAGUACAGACCUUGAAAUAUAGCCAGAAGAGACAGGCUUACUAUGAGAAAAAUAGGUUUGGAGUUGUCAAAAGAAUGUAUCCUGCUACCGAGGAGCGACGUCGCCUAAUAUCAAAGUUCAUCGCGGGGCUUAAGAGCCUGGCUAAGCUUGGUAUACCAGUGCAUUGGUGUCCCGGCUCAAAAUCUAUGUAUGAGAAGAGAGUCUUCCUUAACGAGUCAUAUGUACUCCCACCGGCACUGAACGAGUCCCAAAACGACCCACCCGCUGAGAAAGAUGUGGAACCGGGCGAAGACGUAGAUGAGGACGAGUUGAUAGAAGGUGAUUCUCUUGAGGGUAUACCAGACCACGACCAAUGCCAGAACGUUGAAUACGUUCCGGGUCCCGAAGAAGAUGCUGAGACCCAGGAUGCUGUUUGGGAUAGUUUAUCUAACCCGGCCAAGUAGCCUGGCUGAUGCACAGCCGAUUACAGCUUUCCCUUAACAUGGGUCGACGUA